ACACACACACGCACAAAAGGAGAACAAGGAAAGAAUCAAGAAACGUGAAAAGCUCUUAAACCUUGUUUCAAUUCAAGUAUUCAUCAAGAAUGGCUCUAAGCAUUGGAGGCAGAAGGAGCAACAUCUUCGAUCCUUUCUCACUAGACAUCUGGGAUCCGUUUGAGGGCUUCCCUCUAUUCACCGGAACUGUGGCCAAUGUCCCAUCAACUCAGCGCGAGACAGCCGCGAUGGCCACCACACGGGUGGAUUGGAGAGAGACUCCAGAGGCUCACAAAUUCACUGUUGAUCUUCCAGGAUUAAAGAAAGAGGAAGUGAAAGUGGAAGUUGAGGAUGGAAGGGUACUCCAAAUCAGUGGAGAGAGGAGCAGAGAGCAAGAGGACAAGGAUGAUAAGUGGCAUCGAGUUGAGAGAAGCAGUGGCAAGUUCCUGAGGAGGUUCAGGUUGCCAGAGAAUGCAAAGAUGGAUGAAAUCAAAGCUACUAUGGAGAACGGUGUGCUUAAUGUUAUUGUGCCUAAGGAGGAGCCAAAGAAACCUGAGAUUAAGUCUAUUGAGAUCAGUACUUCUCGCUCCCAGGACCCAACUCAUACUUGAACAAAUUAUUGGGACUUGUAAUGAUCUAUAAAUGGGUGUCAGUAUGUAUAAUAUGGUACUAGUUCAAGCUUUCUGCUUGAGACAUAUGUAUGCUUCUUUUUUUUCUUCUUUUUGGCUUUCUGCAGGUUUCUUUUGUGAGUACUCUGUGCUAUAUGUAAUAGUAAGAUAUGAAUAAAUACAAUCCUUUUGUCUGUA
Molecule: messenger RNA, 785 nt
Organism: Ricinus communis (castor bean)
Lineage: Eukaryota; Viridiplantae; Streptophyta; Magnoliopsida; Malpighiales; Euphorbiaceae
Product: 18.1 kDa class I heat shock protein
Exons: 1
Coding region: 90-590 (166 amino acids)
Biological process (GO): response to hydrogen peroxide; protein complex oligomerization; protein folding
Source: RefSeq, a predicted model, not a curated record